Messenger RNA from Chrysoperla carnea, 2478 nucleotides. RefSeq names its product calpain-9-like. Gene Ontology annotation, biological process: proteolysis. The transcript is spliced from 14 exons. The coding region runs from base 9 to 2384 and encodes 791 amino acids. NCBI's taxonomy places the organism in Eukaryota, Metazoa, Arthropoda, Insecta, Neuroptera, Chrysopidae. The record is from RefSeq and is a predicted model, not a curated record. Gene Ontology annotation, cellular component: cytoplasm. Gene Ontology annotation, molecular function: calcium-dependent cysteine-type endopeptidase activity.
GUCACAAAAUGCCACAAACAACAUUAAUACGUAAUAAUAAUCAUUAUGGUGUGCCUGUUCAUCAUCAAAUGAAUGGUCAUCACCAUCAUAAUGGACAUAAUGGUCAUAAUGGCCAUAAUGGUUAUAUGAAUGGAAAUGGUGGUCAUCAUAAUUAUAGUAAUGGACAUGCAAUAUCACAUCAUCAAUCUGGACCAAAAUUAAAUGGACAUACAAAUAUGAAUGGUAUGAACGGGGGUCGUCCAUGGAUAAACGGAUUUGCAAAUAAACCAGAAGAUAAACAAUCAACAUUGUCCAGAUGUUGGACAGUAGAACGGCCAAGAUGUUCACAGUCAAAUUAUGCGGCAGUACGACGUGCGUGUCGAGAACGUGGUGCAUUAUUUGAAGAUCCUGAUUUUCCCGCUGGGCCAAAAGCAUUAUACCAUCAUAAAAAACCUGCAUUACAUCCAAUUGUAUGGAUGAGACCACAUGAAAUGUGCCAAAGACCUCGUUUUUUAUCUGAAAACAAUAGCGAUGUAGCAGCAUUUGCAGUUGAAGCUGGUGAAUUAGGUGAUCCAUGGCUAUUGGCUGCAAUUGCAUCAUUGGCAUUAACACCACGAUUUUUACAUCGAGUUGUACCACCCGAUCAAGGAUUUGAUACCACAACAAAUGCAUACUGUGGUUUAUUUCGCUUUCGAUUUUGGCAUUUUGGUGAAUGGCGAGAAAUUUUAAUUGAUGAUCGAUUGCCAACAUAUCGUGGACGAUUAGUUCAUUUACAUUGUACGAGUUCCACGGAAUUUUGGGCUGCAUUAUUAGAGAAAGCUUAUGCCAAAUUAUAUGGAAAUUAUGAAAAUUUAAGUAAUGGUUCAACUACUAGAGCACUACAAGACUUAACUGGUGGUAUUGUACAAAGUUUUGGUUUAAGUCAUCAAGAUAGAUAUUUAACGUUUCAAGUAUUGAAUAGUGCUGUACCUCGAUCUAGUCUUUUAAUCGCUACUAUUACACCGGAAAAAGAUAAUAAACGUCAACUUAGAUUACGAAAUGGUUUGUUAACACAACACGCGUAUAGCGUAACGGGCUUAGCACGAGUACGCGGUGGUGUUGGUACAUUAAACACACCCGGUGGUUCAAAUGGUGGAGUGGGUCCUUGUGAAACACCAUUGGUACGAUUAAGAAAUCCAUGGGGACGUGGUGAAUGGACUGGUGCAUGGAGUGAAAGAUCAUGGGAAUGGGAUGGUUUAUCACAACGUGAUAAAGAUUUACUCAGUGUGCGUGUAACGAAUGAUGGAGAAUUUUGGAUGUCUUUUGAGGAUUUUGCGAGACAUUUUACACAAUUAGACUUAGUGCAUGUAGGUCCAGACGACUGGAUGUCAGAGCCAGCACUACACUCCAAACAACCGUGGCGGGCUGUACUUGCAAGACGUAGAUGGCGUGCCGGAUAUAAUGCAGGUGGUGGGCCUCAAUAUACUGAAACUACAGCUAUGAAUCCUCAAUUUCAUGUACAAAUUCCACGAUCAACCUCCAACAAAUGCCAUGUAGUUGUUUCAGUUACUCAACAUUAUGAAACCAUUGGUGAAUCACGUAAGAAAAAACCAUUAUUUGCAAUUGGUUUUGCUGUUUAUGAAAUACCACAUUCAAUGUCACGACUUACACCUCAAUUUGUAUCAGAACAGAAACCGUUGGAUGUUACAAACCAUUCAGUUGCACGUGAAGUAGUCACAUUUUUUACGUUACCACCUGGUGAUUAUAUUGUUGUUCCACAAACAAACAUUCCAAAUUUGGAUGGUAAAUUUCUACUACGAAUAUUUACCGAUGAGCAGAGUAAUAUUUGGGAGGUUAAUGAAGAUAAUAUGGUAAUUAGAAAUAUAUCAGCUGAAUUUUUAGAAGAAACUACAAUGGUGCUAGCUGAUGGAAAAUCAUUAUUAACAAAAUUAUCGACAAAAUAUCCAACUGAAGUUGAUGCAACACAACUACAUAAAAUAUUAAAAUCACAUUGGAAAACUUGUUUAUUGGAAAAACCAAGUUUAGAACUAUGUAAAAGUUUAAUAAUGUUACGUGAUCACAAUAUUAGUGGACGAUUAUCGUUAGUAGAUAUACCUGUAUUAAUGCACAUAUUACAAUUUUGGAGGCUGGCUUUUCAAAAAUUUGAAAGGAGUUCAGGAACCGGAAAAGCAUCAAGUUACCAUUUACGAGGAUUAUUAUGGGCAGCAGGUGCAACUGUUAGCAAUAAAGUAUUAGAAUGUUUAGUCUUACGGUUCUCAAAGCAACGAAUAUUAACAGCAGAACGAUAUAUUAUGGCCAUGGUAAGGUUACAUUUGGCACAUGAACGAUAUCAUAGUUUGGAUACAAAAAUGAAAAGUAAUCCAUUAUCGUUGGAAGAACUUAUUUUGAUGACAAUUUACUCAUGACGGCAAUGCGUGCAAUUCAACAGUGAUAAUAAAAACAAGAAUAAAUUAUUAUACAAAAAACCAAAGAAAGGCAAAAAUUUAGUCAAAAUACCCU